This is a messenger RNA of Seminavis robusta, 537 nucleotides long. The record is from the annotation of a GenBank genome assembly. Lineage: Eukaryota; Bacillariophyta; Bacillariophyceae; Naviculales; Naviculaceae.
AUGAAGGGAACAAGUUUGUUGUUUCGCCCUACAGUUGUGCAAGGCUACAAUUGCGACAUUAGCCAUUCGGGGGACUAUGCGAUUGAUUUUGUCAUGGACGAAGGCACUAACGUCCUGGCGGCGCGCGAUGGGACCGUCACCUCCGUGGUUGAUUCCAACACGGGGAGUUGUCCCAUUUCGCAAGACUGUAGAGGCAAUUUCGUGAAAAUCACCCAUACGGAUGGAUCGUAUGCACUUUAUUUGCAUUUGAAACAGGGAGGUGCAUGUGUAACCUCUGGACAAGUUGUCCAGAAAGGAGACGUGAUUGGCUUGUCUGGUAACGUGGGGUUGAGCACCGGUCCGCACUUGCAUUUUGAAGUGGACUUGACGAACAGUACCACCCCAACCUUUGCGGAUGUAGCUGGUGAUGGAAUCCCUGUUUUUGGAAAGUAUUACACAUCGGACAAUUCAAUCAAUGUGAACCAUUGCGAGUCAGCAACGUUGCAAGGCCGAAGGAUGACGACAAGUCAUCAUGAUCUUUUACGAGGGCUAAACUAG